AUGGGAGUGGUGGGGCCCUCUAGUGUGGCAGAUGGACUGCCGUUGUUGCAUCUGAGUCCGUAUCUGUCUCCUCCUCUUCCCUUCAGUGCAGCAGUUGUGCGAUUGGUUGCCAUGCAGAUCCAGGCUUUAAAGGAUGACUUCCCACUCAGUCAUGUGAUCUCACCCUUCACCAAUCAGGAGAGACGGGAGGGGAUGCUGCUUAACCUCUUGAUUCCUUUUGUGUUGACUGUGGGCUCAGGAAGUAAAGACAGCUCUCUUCUAGAGCAGCCGGAGGUGUUUCUACUUCUGCAGACAGUUAUUAACAUCCUGUUACCUCCACGCAUCAUCAGCACCUCUCGCAGUAAGAACUUUGUGCUGGAUGCCUCUCCUGCCCACUGCUCCACCCCAGGAGACACCGGGAAGGACCUGCGGAGGGAAGGACUCGCCGAAUCCACCAGCCAGGCUGCUUACCUUGCUCUGAAGGUGGUCUUAGUGUGCUUUGAGCGACAGUUGGGUAAUCACUGGUACAAGUUGAGUCUGCAGGUCAAGGAAAUGGCCCUGCGUAAAGUUGGUGGCCUGGCUUUCUGGGAUUUCAUCGACUUCAUAGUGCGCACACGGAUUCCAAUCUUUAUUCUGCUGCGUCCCUUCAUUCAGUGCAAGCUGUUGACCCAGCCAGCAGAGUCUCAGGAGGAGAUCACAGCCCGUCAUCACAUCGCAGAGCAGCUGGAGCGUCGUUUCAUCCCACGCUCCCUCUGCAAGAGCUCCUUGUUUGCCGAAUUCAAUAACGAACUUAAAAUCUUGAAAGAGGCCGUGCACAGUGGAUCUGCAUACCAAGGCAAGACGUCCAUCAGUACCGUUGGCACAUCCACCUCGGCAUACAGGUUGAGUCUGGCCACCAUGUCCCGCUCCAACACUGGUACAGGAACGGUUUGGGAGCAGGAGAGCCAACCCUCACGACAGCCCUCGCAAGACACGCUUAGUCGUACCGAUGAAGAAGAAGAGGAAAAUGACUCCAUAAGCAUUCCCAGUGUGGUAAGUGAGCACGAGUCUUUCCUCCCCAGACUCAUUUCCCAGCGGCGCUUCUCCAGUCACGCCACGGGGUCCAUCGCCACUCAGCCUGAGCCAGGCAUGAGCACAAUGUUGCCCAGCCACAGUGAACCCAAUGUGCUAGAUGAAUCCCAGGGGCUUCUGGAGGAGGGUAACCUGUCUAGGGUUGCCAGUGUGCAGAGUGAACCAGGACAGCAAAAUCUGCUCAUCCAACCUCCGCUGGGCCGUAAGAGAGGACUUAGGCAGCUACGGCGCCCCCUGCUGUCCAUACAGAGGGUGCAAGAUGAGUCUGGAGGGCGUCAGGGAGCCAGACUCUCAACAACCAGGAGGAGCAUUCAACCCAAAAACAAACCAAUAGACAGGGCGUUAGCCCAUGGUGACCAAAAGAGGUUUGUCACUUUUACCGAGACCCAGCAGGAAGCGGCUGGUAGAUCACCCUCUGCCACACCCAGCCCUAAUAGUGGCCUGCCAGGUGGCACAGAGGUCGGAAGGCGGAGCCAUGAUGCAGGAGGACAGUCUCCCUUCGCCCGAUCAGACUCCUCAUCACCCAGCAUCAAAACUGCCCAGCACAGCCCAGUGUGGCCACAGCCUUUGGUCUAGUGGAUAUGGUGUGCU
Triplophysa rosa is the source of this 1641-nucleotide messenger RNA. RefSeq names its product protein unc-80 homolog. Gene Ontology annotation, molecular function: monoatomic cation channel activity. Bases 1 to 1626 code for a protein of 541 amino acids. The record is from RefSeq and is a predicted model, not a curated record. The transcript is spliced from 12 exons. Gene Ontology annotation, cellular component: axon; cation channel complex. NCBI's taxonomy places the organism in Eukaryota, Metazoa, Chordata, Actinopteri, Cypriniformes, Nemacheilidae. Gene Ontology annotation, biological process: monoatomic cation homeostasis.